This is a messenger RNA of Notechis scutatus (mainland tiger snake), 1301 nucleotides long. Lineage: Eukaryota; Metazoa; Chordata; Lepidosauria; Squamata; Elapidae. The record is from RefSeq and is a predicted model, not a curated record.
AUGCUCCAGUGACUUCGUCGGGCAGCGGUGCCAGUUCCCAAAUUUGUGCCUCAGUUCCCCCUGCAACAACGGCGGCACCUGCCACCCCGUGGUGGAGGGCAGCACCCCUGAUUACGUCUGCUCCUGCCCGCUGGGCUACAUCGAUAAGCUGUGCUUGACCAUUGAGGAGAACGCCUGCCUGAGUGGACCCUGUCGCAACGGAGGAAGCUGUGACCUCGUCACCUUGACCGAGUACAAAUGCCGCUGCCCUCCAGGCUGGUCAGGCAAGACGUGUCAGCAGGCCGAUCCUUGUGCCUCCAACCCUUGUGCCAACGGCGGGCAGUGCGUGCCCUUCGAGUCCAGCUACGUGUGCCGGUGUCCUCAGGGCUUCCACGGGGCCACUUGCAAGGAAGAUUUCAACGAGUGCAACCGGACGCCUCCCAUCUGCAAGAACGGGGGCACCUGCGUCAACGAGAUCGGCUCCUACCAGUGCCACUGCCGGCAGGCCUUCACCGGCGACAACUGCGAACACCUCUACGUGCCCUGCAACCCCUCACCUUGCCAGAACGGGGGCACCUGCCAGCAGACCGGAGACGUGGCUUACGAGUGCACCUGCCUUGCAGGUUUCGCGGGCCAGAACUGCGAAGAGAAUCUUGACGACUGUCCUGGAAACAGCUGCAGGAACGGAGGCACCUGUGUGGAUGGGGUGAACACCUACAACUGCCAGUGCCCACCUGAAUGGACAGGCCAGUACUGCACCGAAGAUGUGGAUGAAUGUCAGUUAAUUCCCAACGCUUGCCAGAACGGCGGCACCUGCCACAACACCCAUGGUGACUACAACUGUGUCUGUGUGAAUGGUUGGACCGGGGAGGACUGCAGCGAGAACAUUGACGACUGCGCCAGUGCGGCAUGCUCCCUGGGGGCCACUUGCCACGACCGGGUGGCCUCGUUCUACUGCGAGUGCCCACAUGGACGCACAGGCUUGCUGUGCCACCUGGAAGAUGCCUGCAUCAGCAACCCUUGCAACGAAGGGUCCAACUGCGACACCAACCCCGUCACCGGGAGAGCCAUUUGCACCUGCCCCACGGGGUACAUGGGGCCUGCCUGCAACAAGGACGUGGAUGAAUGCUUGCUGGGUGCCAACCCCUGCGAGCAUGCUGGGAAAUGCCUGAACACGGAGGGCUCCUUCUAUUGCCAAUGCCAGAUGGGCUACUCGGGUCCCCGGUGCGAGAUAGACGUCAAUGAGUGCUCCUCCAACCCCUGCCAGAAUGAUGCCACCUGCUUGGACCAGAUUGGGGUCUUCCAGUGCAUUUGCAUGCCAG